AUGGAUUUUGAAUUGCUCCGAAUCCAAGCCGUGAAAAAAAACACGUUUUAUCGCGUGGAGUCCGCUUUCGAACAAUUUAAAGCACUACGUAGCGAAGUCCUCGAACAGUUGAAUCAAGAAGAAGACGUUAUCGCACAUUCCGUUCCACGAAAGAUGAUGUUCUCGGAACUCGAAAAGUCCGUCAAAGUGUGCGAAGACAUCAUUUCCACAAAGAAGGAGUUAAUCGCUCAGAUGGAGCGCGACGUCGAAUUCUUACACAAUGAAAUUAUUCGGACGCGCGAUUCUGUAUCGAGCCUUGCCGAGAAGCGAGAAGUUUUUCUUGGUGAAAUGAAGAUAAUAGAUCAAUCUUCUGUGCCGAAGCGGAGUGAUAGUGACGGUGAGUAUUCCCCGCGUGAGCAUCGGGUGUAUGAAAAAGUUGAUAAGAAGUACCCAUCGUAUCCUAAAGAGCGUGACGACGAAAUUAAGAAGUUCAAACCUUUAAAACCUCGGACUAAUGAAGAGAAUAAUUUACUUUUAACAAAGACCAUGGGCAAAGUAUUGAAGCGUGUUAAAAUGACAAAUCACAAGACGGUCUUUGACUCCGCUUUAGAUGGUAAAGAUCUACGAGACGUAUUACCAAAAAUUAAUGGGCGGAGCGGCGUCAUGAUUAUUGUCUUCCCGACUUUAUAUGAGCCUUUUGGAUGUUUUAUAGACAACGAAAUAAAAGGGUCACUUUGGUCGGGCGACAUCCAUUCGUUCGUCUGUUGCUUUGCGGAGGAACAGUUUUUCUGGGUAUACAAAUUUGUGACAGACAAGAAGGAAGACAGGGGAGUAUUCCGGUUUGGGGAAAGUAGUGAUGACUUCCUCUUUCAAAUUACACCAUUCAUUUCGGUGUCAAAGGACUUCAACGACUGCCGGGUUUCUGAUGAACUUAAGUAUUCCAUCGAAACCAGAAAAGGAAAUUUUUUGGGAAGCUCGUCGUCGACGCGAUUUACAACGUCGCGGUUUAUCGUUAUUCAGUUCAAUUGA
Messenger RNA from Entamoeba invadens IP1, 1008 nucleotides. RefSeq lists its product as hypothetical. The transcript has a single exon. NCBI's taxonomy places the organism in Eukaryota, Evosea, Mastigamoebida, Endamoebidae. The coding region runs from base 1 to 1008 and encodes 335 amino acids. The record is from RefSeq and is a predicted model, not a curated record.